This is a messenger RNA of Colletotrichum abscissum, 528 nucleotides long. RefSeq lists its product as uncharacterized. NCBI's taxonomy places the organism in Eukaryota, Fungi, Ascomycota, Sordariomycetes, Glomerellales, Glomerellaceae. The transcript has 2 exons. The coding region runs from base 1 to 528 and encodes 175 amino acids. The record is from RefSeq and is a predicted model, not a curated record.
AUGUGGUGGCGGAGCUUGUCCCUUCAUCUGCUCUCAUGUUCAGUUGGUCUGGUCAUCGGCGCUCGUUUGUUGUUCGGUUUAGAAAAGAGUGCGUCUUGUGUCAAAAGCACCGACGGUCACGAUAGCAGCGGCGGAGGUGUCGAGGCGUUGCGUCUGUUCUCUGCCCACUUUCGUCCCGAUGACAUGGUCAGGACCAGGACAGAAGCCUAUCGCAUCAAGCAAACCGAAACCCUCUGCCAAGGUAUGCGGUGCCGGUUCCUUAAGACAGCCCAGCGAACGGGAUUGAGUGGGCACUCGGCAGCAGCCUUGGGGCAACAGCAGUAUUCGCAGUAUACCUGCGUCUGGAACAAUAUCCGGCGGGCGAGACAUCUGGGGAGAGAAGGGGGAAUAAAGCAGGGGUUGAAAGGUACAGAAAAACGCGGCGGCAGAUCCAAGCUGCAGAGAGUUCGCAGUGAUUGCAGGUGGGAGAUGCAGCCUUCGAACGGCACCAUAUGCAGGUGUUGGUGCAGGAUCCCGAAAAAGGAAUAG